This is a messenger RNA of Pimephales promelas (fathead minnow), 2670 nucleotides long. Lineage: Eukaryota; Metazoa; Chordata; Actinopteri; Cypriniformes; Leuciscidae. The record is from RefSeq and is a predicted model, not a curated record.
CUGCAGAAAGUGGGCGGAGAUCUGACUUCCUGUUCCUUGAGCUGGGAAGAGCUUCACUAUUUCCUGCAGCACAGAAUUCAACAAAUCACUGUGAACUUCAGAAAGAGCGACAUUCAGUGCAACAUCAGAGAAAUCCUGCCAUUUCUGAACAGGAUUCAGUUUAAACGGAUGAGCUCUGUCUUGAUGCUGUCAGUAAUCACAGAGAUCUAUGAGAGCCGCUCUGUUGGGAGUGUGUCCGGUCUGUUGAGUUCAGUGCAGAACUACAUCAGCCUCCAGAGCCGAGAUCUGGACUCUGUCCACUGUGCGGCGCUGCGCUUCACACUGCAACACUGCACUGCAGUUUCACUCGACCUGCUGUGGACCUUCAUCCCAGAGGAAGAGCUGGAGAGCAUUGUGCCUCUCUUCAGACAUGUGUCCCGCAUUAGUGUUGACAGGCUGCUGUUACUGAAGAUGCUUCACUGCUGCAGUGUCUCUGAUGUCCAGCAAGAGUUUUCCUCAGUUCUUCUCUCCGUCCUGCAACACAAGCUGGACUUCUCCUGCCGUUCUGCUCUGGAUCUGACAACACACACACACUCCGAGACUCUACAUCUGACCACUGAGGACUGCCGUGUGAUGACCACAGUCAUUCAGAGAGCACACACAAACACACAGCUGAUCCUACAGGACUGUGAGAUUCACACAGCUGGAAUGGACCAGCUGUUCCCAGUGUUACAUGCUGUUAAACUCUGCUGUGAUAAACCUCUGCUGCUUCAGUUUCUGGCUCGUGUGAGUCCUGAGGAAGCGGAGUCUCUUUCUGGAGCUCUGGGUGACGAGGUGGACCUCAGUCAGACUCCUCUGGAGCCGCAGGUCUGUCGAGGUCUGGCGCUGAUUCUGGAAUAUUCUGAAGGACUGACUGACCUGGAUCUGAGUCAGUGCCGUCUCACUGAUCCCAGCCUGGAUCUGCUGCUCACAAACCUCCACAAAGCACAAAACAUCGAUUUUAGUGGCAAUCGCAUCACUGACACUGGGGCUCAGAGAAUCUACAGUGUCGUCUGUCGCAACAGUGACAUAAAGACAGUAAGGCUCUUCAACAACAGAAUUGAAUCCAGAGAGCUCUUCCUCACUGACCCACGAUUCGAGAUCUGGUGAUGAUGAUAAACUCUCUCAAGCAGGAGAAACAACCGAUGCAGAUCUAGAGAGAUGAGGCUCGUGAAAAGGUAACGGGUGUAAAGAAUCGGCCCAUCAGAGUCCCAGAGAUGAAUCUAGCUGCAGAUUUUAAACCAUAUUCAUGUUUCAGCAUCAUCUUCAGUCAUAAUCAACAUUGGGUUUCUGUUGCAUUUACUGAACAUAUCCAUUUGAAAACUUUCUUUCCUCUUCUUCAUCCCUUUAUAUUAUUUGUGUCAUGCAGGGUUAUAGUUUUGAAUUUAGUUUUUAUUUCUGUUAUAUUCAACUUAGUUUAGUGUAGUUAAUAUAGUAAUUUUUCUCAGUGACAGUUUUAGUUAUUAUUAUAGUUUAGUUUGUAAACUAAAGUUAGUAUUGCUUGUAUGGCUUCUAAAGUAAAUAUUAUAACUGGAAUCGUUUAAAAUAGAAAUAUAUUUUAAAUAUAUAUAUAUUUAAAUAUAUAGGUUAAAUAUUCAAGGCUUUCAAUCCAGUGUUUUUGCUAUACAGGCUUUUUCAUGGUUAAUUCAGGCGAGAUGUAAAGGUUUCUAGUUUGACGUGUCAUGUAUCAAAACCUAAAAUUAAUUGGUGGUCAAUUUUAGUAUGUUUUGGAGUCAUGAAAGUGUUAUGUUAAUCUUGUUGUUUUUAUUUUUAAUCUGUGUAUUGUUUGUGCUUCAUUGGAUUUUGGCCUUGCGAUGCAUUUAUGGCACAUUUUCACAAAUGACAACAGUUUAGAUGUGAACCAUUUUAAGGUGAUGUAACAUUGAACUUGUUUUAGCAUCUUAAAAAACCCGACACCGCAACAAUGACGGUCCAUAAUGUGGUCAAGCUUUUAUGAAAAAGAUGUUGACAUGCUCCUGUGUGAAUAUUUUUUGAAUGCUGAAGAUGCUUUUGAUAUUUUUAAUUUUCCAUUUCAAUGUCUUUCCAGUAGAGGGCAGCAAUGAUUUGUUAAAGUGAAAGGAAAGUGAAGUGAUGCGAAGGCCCAGUUUACAUACUUACAAUCUGUCCUCUGUAUUUAACACAUCCAAGUUAGUGCACACACAUUAGGAGCAGUGAGUAGUGAAAACACACACAAACGGUUAGGUGCUCAUGGACAUCUCAGUCGUUUCCUUGAUAAUCUAACCUGCAACCAUUGUGUUACUGAGUUCGACUCUCUAAACAUUAGUCCACGACUGCCCUCUCAUUAAUAAUGAAAACAUCCAAACUGAAGAACAUACAGUAAUGCAUUUACACCAUUGAUUACCUGAUCUUCUCCUCUUCAUCAUGAAGAAGAGUAGAAACCGUUUGACUGCCUGAAUUCUAGUGUUUACUGAAGACACAAUACAAGACAGACGUUAUACUCAGGAAAACACAGUUAAAAUAUAAUGUACGUACGUACUGUAUUACAAAUGUUUACUGGACGUUUGCAAGGUGUCAUACUGUUACUUGACAGAUGUAUUUAUAAUAACCUGUUUUGCAUUUAUUAGAUUUGUUAUUUCUGUGGGUACGGUAAUAACCUGUUACUGAAUGAAAUAAAAAAUUUCUAUAUGUCCA